AUGAGUUCCUCAGAAGUCAAACACGAGAAGGUUGCCAUCAUCACAGGGUCUACGAGUGGCAUUGGUCUUGAUCUGGCCAAACAUCUACACCGCCGCGGCUAUAAAGUCGCCAUUACUGGUCGAAGGGUAGAUGUCGGCCAGAAGAUUGCUUCAGUUGUUGAUUCGAGCGGAGACACCGCCCUAUUUGUCCAGUGCAAUAUCGAGUCCUACAGUUCACAAGCAAACCUCUUCAGGGUUGUCUGGGAGAAAUGGGGUCGCUUGGAUGUGAUCAUAGCUAAUGCCGGCAUUGUAGACAGAGGCAGCGUUUACAACUUUGGGCGCCGUUCGGCUGCAGUUGAGGAUAUCCCGGAUGAACCUGAUCUAACCUGUACUGAUGUUGACUGGAAGGGAGUCGUAUAUGGAACGGUCCUUGCUACACAUUUCAUGCGUCAUAACAAGACGCCUGGGGGGAAGAUAAUCGUCACCGGGAGCAUGAUCGGUGUCCACCCUUGCCCCACGUUCCCGGAAUACUGUUCUGUCAAAGCAGCUGCUCUCCAAUGGACGAGAGUAAUGGCUCCGUUACUUCUCAAGAAAGAGAAAAUUACCAUUAACAUAGUACUUCCGGGUGCUGUAGACACGCCGGUUAUGCCUGAUCUCCCCGUCGCGUUCCUACCAGAACAUCUCACCGUAAAAUCAUGCCUUCUCUCAGCAUACGACGAGUUUUUGAACGACGGAACAAAUCAGAAGACGGGUCAAGCGGUAGAAACUGCCCAUGACAAGCUUUUCUUCUAUGAAAUUCCGGAAUUCAAAGGUGGCGAGGUAUCUGAUAGAAAUAGACGGGUCUACGACCCUUGGUUCUCCAGGAUACAUGGAGAAGCAAGCGAAUUGGAAAAUGCUCUCACUGAGCCCCCUAUCAUUGCGGUUACUGGAGCCACUGGUUCACAAGGCGGUGGUGUGGUCAAUGUUAUGAGGAAGACGCCGGGAUGGCAGGUUCGAGCCAUCACCAGAAACCCGAAAAGUGAAGCAGCGCAACAGCUCACCGAUCAGGGAGUUGGAGUAGUAUCUGCUAGCUUCGACGAUGAAGACUCUCUUAGGAAAGCUUUUGAGGGUGUAAGCGCCAUCUUUGCAGUUACCAACUGGUGGGAACACCUCUUCCGAGGAAAGUCGCAGGAUGAGUCUGGCGAGAUUGAAGAAGAGCAAGGCAUGAGGAUUGCUCGCGCAGCAGCGCAAGUCCCCACAUUGGAGCAUUACAUCUGGUCGACGUGUCCCAGCGCCAAGAGAAUGUUCAAUGGCGAGCUGCUCACACCUCAUAUGGACUACAAGGCCAACGUCGACGCCCGCAUAAAGGCUGAGCUGCCUGAGUUGGCAAAAAAGACCACAUAUCUCUACUUUGGGUAUUAUCCGCAGAACUUCGCUUUUUUCCCGCUCCUAAAACCAUUUGAAUAUCCAGGAACGGGCCAAUACAUCCAGAUUGUGCCGGCCAAGCCUGAUUCCAAAAUCCUGUUGUCUGGAGACAUGACAGUCAACCCUGGCAUUUGGGUCCGUCAGGUACUAGCGACGGCUCCCAAGUCUUUUGAGAAGUACGCCAACGUGGCCUUGGAGAAGUGGACUUUCCAAAACAUGGUUGAAGUGUGGUCUGAAAUCACUGGCAAGCCGGCACGCUACAUUGAGUGUACUCUCGAGGAUUGGACCAAGAUUUGGGGCCCUGCGGGUAAUGAGCUUGCUCUGCAGUUCAAGUUCGGGGAGCGAUGCGAUCCUUGGGUCGAAACCGACGAGCACAUUAGUCCGGAAGAUCUAGGGAUCGCCCGUGAUGAGGUCGUUGGUUUUCGUGGAACAAUAGAGGGCUUGAAGCAUCUCUUCUGA
Molecule: messenger RNA, 1842 nt
Organism: Truncatella angustata
Lineage: Eukaryota; Fungi; Ascomycota; Sordariomycetes; Amphisphaeriales; Sporocadaceae
Exons: 7
Coding region: 1-1842 (613 amino acids)
Source: RefSeq, a predicted model, not a curated record